Symbiodinium natans is the source of this 2961-nucleotide messenger RNA. Lineage: Eukaryota; Dinophyceae; Suessiales; Symbiodiniaceae. The record is from the annotation of a GenBank genome assembly.
AUGGCCGCGCCCAUGCUGUCGCAACAGUGCGCCGCCACGAUUAUCACCCCGUCCUUCACAUCACCACCCUCUUUUCUCCGUGUAUUUCUACACUUGACCUUGCCACGCUGCAAGUUUCAAUCGGUGCACAUAUAUGUCGUAGGUAUCGUUUCCUGCCGGGCGCCUCCGGCCAAGGCCUCCCGCAGCUACCAAGCUGUGGCGCCAGAGGAUGCCGGGAUGAUGGCCAUGCCCGUGCUCACCUUGAGACAUGUUGAUGCUUAUGCUAGGCUACGCAGCGCGCACAUGCGCAAUGCGCUGCAAGCAGAUGCCAGCAGCAUGAAGAAGCGCAGUGAGCAGCGCGCGCACAGCGCGGCGCAAGUGUGCGACCUGUUCCAAGUGCGGGGUCUUCCGAGGCCGGAGCUUACACCUCCGGUUCAGCUGUUGAUGCCUCAGCUGCAGAAAGUGCAGAAGUUGACGGACAUCGACGGAAAGGCUCUGCUGCUUUCGGUGCAGGCUGGAGCCUACCUGCCUGCUGUAGGCUCUAUCGGCUCUAUCCCUUCUGCAGCCGUUAAUGCCUCAGCCGCAGCACGUGAGAGGAAGUUCGUGGAAGUGCUCUCUUGCUUUUGCCUGCAGGCUGGAGGCUACAUGUCUGCCGGCGCAGCCGUUGAUGCCUCAGUCGCAGCACCUACGAUGAAGUUGAGGGAGGUUGCCACCUCGUCUCCGGCGCCAAUGGAACCAAUGAUGGUCCCGUACUUCGUGCUGAGAUCCUUUGCAAUUUUGACAGACAUGUUCGACCGCCUCGACGCAAAUCAUGAUGGCGUUCUCUCCCGCGCGGAGUGGCAAGGUGCCAUGCAGGCAAUGCAGGGACCGGCGACCGACUGCCCGGUCUGCGGCAACGUUUUUGCUUACGACAGUGUGGAAAUAGGCGGCCGGAGCACUGUAUGUUUUGACCUCUUUCUGACCUACCUGGGCAUCACUUCUCGAAGGCGGGGCAGCAGCCUUUCUCUCGCUUUGUCUUCGCACGCAAGCUCAGAGCCGCUCAGCGUCGAUCCCCAUGAUGCGCACACCGUUGUGCUGUGCAACGAGGAUGGCAAUGGCAUACCAUGCACGAGCGUCGAUGCAGUAACCAUCUCGGUCCACAACUUUGACCUCUUCGAUAGAAGAAUCAGGAUCCUUCAAGUGUUUGAGAAAGUGUCAGUCUUCAAGUGGCAUGGCAACUAUGUUCCUGCAUGGUCACGGACUGGGAAAGUUGCGGCCUCUGGCGUUGUGAAGCCUGUGAGAUCAUCCAAAGUUUUCGCUGAAACGACCUUCGCCGACUUCCCUAUCGAUGAUCGCCUUCGGAAAGGCUUGGAGGCCACUUUGGGGAAGUCUCACCUCACGCCAGUGCAGCAUGAGGUGCUGUCUCGUCACCUUGCAGAGAAGGAGGCGGCAUCCGCAAGGCAAGCCGACCUGCUGCUGCAGGCUCCAACUGGAACUGGCAAGACCAUUGCUUUCCUGCUGCCGACGUUGCAGCGCCUCCUGCUCUUGGAGGAUGCCCGAUGCGCGGGACGCGAGCUGCCCGAGGGUGUUCUGGCAUUGGUUCUCGCACCGACGAGGGAGCUUGCGCUGCAGUCCGCCAAAGUGGCGAGCCGAUUGUUGCAAUACAGUGGGGGCCUGGUGCGGAGUUCUUUUGUUGCUGGCAGCUUUUCUCUUGAGGAGGACGUCAGGCGACUCCGAGAAGAUGCGCCACAACUUCUCUUCGCCACCCCAUGGCGCUUGGCGCGCCAUCUCCAGACAACGCCACACUUUGUGCGUGCUUUGCAGUCUGUUGAAUUGCUGGUCUUGGAUGAAGCCGACCGCCUCCUCGACCCAUCGUUCGUGUACAAGGUUGACUACUUGAUCCGUUGCCUUCCUACUCCAAGGCCUCGAAUGUUGCUUUGCUCAGCCACGUUCAGUGAGCCAAUUCGGAAGUUUGCCAUCCGAUCGCUCCGUGCCAACCUGGAAACGAUCAGCAUUGGAUCAAAGGAGCCUUCUCUUUCCCAGGCUGCGACGGAAGUUGCAACGCCCGUGCACCAGGUUCUUGUCAAGUACAACCCCGGGGAGUUUCUUGCUACGCUCCAUGCGGUCUUGGAGCAAGAAAUGGGCCAGGAAGGUGACAUGCGCCGGGUGCUAGUGGUCUUUCCGACGGUGCGCUGGCUGCAGUUCUUCUAUGUCCUUCUGAAGCAUCGGGCGAACAUGCCGGGGCUCUUUGCUCUGCAUCGCAGCCUCUCGGACGAUCGGCGACGUGCUCGCGCACUUCGCUUCUCCAAGGGUGCCCCGCCGAUCCGUGGCGCUUUGUUUGCAACUGACUUGGCAUCUCGAGGAAUGGACUUUGAUGUGCAUGCUGUCAUCCAGGUUGGGCCGCCCAGUGACAGGGAGCAGUACAUACACCGAGCUGGCCGAACAGGACGCCUUGCUUCGCAAGGGCGAUCUGUGCUUCUACUCAACCCUGUGGAGAUGACCGUCCUGCAGGAGCUGGGCAUGAGCGCCGAGGAGGUGCAGGUGCAGGCAGCUUCCUCAUUCGAGUGUGCUCUGAGCAGCAUUCGUGGCUGGUGGGAGGAUGCUAGCAUGUCGGCUUCGGGCCACCUGUUCUUCGCCAGUGCAAUUGCCUUCUACCUGAAUGAAAGCCAACGGUUGCGGGCAAGAGCCGUUGAUGUGGUGCAGACGGUGGCUGCAUUGCUUCAGUCCACUGGGUUACCCCAGGACUACGGGCUUCCUGCGAUCCCACGUGGCCUUGCAGCAAGAUUGCGUGAGAAGGAUGAGCUCGUGGCGGUUCGCACUGAAACGGUCCGCGAGCGGUGGGACGUUCUCUCCGCCUUGGGGCCAGGAACCAUGAGGAAGCCGACGAAGCCUGCAAACGUACCGGAAGCCGACAAGAUCGAGGCGUUACAUGCACAGCAGGGGGCCGAAUCAAAACGGCGCUUGGCAUUUGGUCUCGAGAUGUGUAGCUGUCGCUCCGGGUAG